Phytophthora sojae is the source of this 603-nucleotide messenger RNA. RefSeq lists its product as hypothetical. The coding region runs from base 1 to 603 and encodes 200 amino acids. The record is from RefSeq and is a predicted model, not a curated record. The transcript is spliced from 3 exons. Lineage: Eukaryota; Oomycota; Peronosporomycetes; Peronosporales; Peronosporaceae.
AUGAAUGCAACUAAGACAGAACUAACCAUGAUUCAGCGAUGUAAAGGCUCAUCGGGCUACUCCCGACACGCUCGGGCGACAGAAGAGGCGUGGCGCUCCACACAGAAGCUUGGCAGUCUACUCGGCGACUCAGAAGAUCUGACACGACGCAAAAUACUCGCAGCAGGCGCGCUACGUUGGCUCUGGACAAUAUGGAUCUGGCCCCAGUACGUCAGUGACGCCACCAGAGUCCGGCUGUAUAACUGCUAUGUGCUUCCUGUUCUGUUGUACAACAGCGGAACGUGGGCACUGACGCCGUCCGAGCUGAGCGGACUCGAAAGCUUCCACCGCCGACAACUACGUAGCGAACGCCCGCGCCGCCACAGAAUCACAGCAGCACGAUGGCGUCUGUUCGGCCACAUCCUGCGCCGGCCCGAGAUCCCGGCGUACACCCAGAUGGCCGCCUACUUCGACUCGUCGUCCAAGGGAACCUGGCGUGGACGCCCACGCACGACACUACCGACUAGGGCAAUUGUCGCCGCACUGCCGGCGAAGAAGGACCCGACGUAUGCGGACACCACCUUAUGCCGUCGACUAGCAAAGCUGAGCCUAGCGACAGCAUAG